AAGGUACACUCCCUUGGAAAAGUGUGUUUUGGCGGUGGUGGUGACUGUCAAGAGGUUAACUCCCUAUUUCCAAGCUCACCCAGUAAGAAUCAUGACGGACCAGCCUUUGGGAGCAGUUUUGAGGGACCCAUUUUCUUCAGGAAGGGUCAUCAAGUGGGCUAUGGUCCUCUCUCAAUAUGAUAUUUCUUACCAGCCCCGUUCCAGCAAGAAGGGCCAGGUCAUUGCUGAUUUUAUGGUGGAAUGCACAGCAAGAGGAAAGCCAGAAGAGGAUGGGACCGGUCAGGAAAGAAAAAGGGAGGUAUGGGAGAUUCAUUCAGAUGGAUCCUGCACUAAAGACGGUUCAGGAGGAGGAGCGGUCCUCACCUCCCCCGAAGGCUUCAAGGCUUAUCAUUCAUUCAAGUUCACAUUUCGGGCCACCAACAAUGAAGCGGAGUAUGAAGCCCUCAUUGGAGGAGUCCAGAUUGCCCUAUUCAUGAGGAUAAGACACAUUCGCCUUAAAUCCGAUUCAAAACUGGCCAUCGGACAGCUAAAAGGGGAAAUGGAGGCCAAGGAAGGAAGAUUGAAAAGAUACAGGGAUUGCGCCAGGACUCUACUGGGACAAUUUGAGUAUUAUGAACUCAUAUAUGUUCCAAGGGAGGAGAAUGAGGAAGCGGAUAUGCUUUCCAAAUUAUGUAGGACCAUUCCCGUCCACAUGGAGGGUAUGGUAAGACAGCACGAGAAGACUUGUCCUAUUUGGGAGGAGGCGGUCCCUGUCCUUGAGAUAUCCGGUCCAAGUACAACUUGGAUGAGCCCCCUGAUCACAUACCUUGAAAAGGGAGAGCUCCCUGUUGACCCCAAGGAGGCCCGCAGAGUUCAAUUGAUGGCUCCCAAAUAUCAAUUGGAUGGAAGGAAAUUGUAUAAAAGGACCUUGGGUGGACCGAUGCUCAAAUGCUUGGGUGAAAGGGAAGCAAGAAGGAUAUUGGAGGAAGUACACCAAGGAGUUUGCUCUGCCCAUCAAGGUGCUCUCACUCUAGCAAGGAAGGUGAUACUCCAGGGGUUCUAUUGGCCCACUUUGAAGAAGGAUGCACUGGAAUUGGUGAGGAAAUGCCCCACUUGCCAAGCAUUUGCACCAAUCCCUGGACGCCCAUCCACCUUUUACACCCAUGUCACUACGGCCAUCCCUUUUGCUAGAUGGGGGUUGGAUUUGGUGGGUCCUUUCGUCCAAGGGGCUGGAAGGAAGAAAUUUGCGAUUGUGGCAAUAGACUACUUUACUAAAUGGGUCGAAGCGGAGGCCCUUGUGCGAAUCACGAAGGAAAACUGCCAUAAGUUUGUGUGGAAAAAUUUGUUAUGCAGAUUUGGUGUUCUCGAGCAAAUCAUAACGGACAAUGGCACCCAAUUUGCUAGCACAAGUUUCAAGGAAUUCUGUGACGCCUGGAAAAUAAAACUCAGUCGGGCCGCUGUAGCUUACCCGCAAUGCAACGGGCAAGUGGAAAAUGCUAACAGGCCGAUUGUGGACGGUAUCAAGAAGAGAUUACACGAGUUGGGCACAUCUUGGGUGGAAGAGCUGCCCUAUGUGUUGUGGGCUCAUAGGACCACUCCGAGAAGAGCCACAGGAGAGACUCCCUUUGCCUUGGCUUAUGGCUUCGAGGCAAAGGUACCUACGGAGGUUUUGGUCCCUAGUACAAGGGUGGAGGCGUACACCCCGAUCAUCAAUGAACAAUUAAUGGAAGUAGAUUCCCACCUCACUCAAGAAAGGAGGGAUGAUGCGGCGAUAAAAGCGGAAGAGUUCCAGCGACAAUCCAAAAGAUAUCACGACAAGAAAACUAUACUUCGGGCAUUCGAAGUAGGCGAUUGGGUCCUGCGUAAAAGGGAGAAGAGUCAGCCUACUAAGGGAGGAAAACUGGCCCAGAAUUGGGAAGGACCGUAUCGCGUGGAGAGAGUGGUGCGUGCAAGCACCUAUCAAUUGGCCACUGCCGAGGGAAAAACAUUGGACAACUACUGGAACGUAGAGCAUUUGAAGAAAUUCUACCAGUAGGAACGGGUCCGUCUGAGUUUCUAUUCCGUUAAGAGCAUUUUUACUUAAGGUGUUUUCUUUCCUUUUUAUGUUGAAAUGGGCUGUACGUUGCAAAAAAGAAAGAAAAGGGGGUUUUCUGU
This is a messenger RNA of Cuscuta campestris, 2133 nucleotides long. Lineage: Eukaryota; Viridiplantae; Streptophyta; Magnoliopsida; Solanales; Convolvulaceae. The record is from the annotation of a GenBank genome assembly.